Molecule: messenger RNA, 2247 nt
Organism: Corylus avellana
Lineage: Eukaryota; Viridiplantae; Streptophyta; Magnoliopsida; Fagales; Betulaceae
Product: amine oxidase [copper-containing] alpha 3, peroxisomal
Biological process (GO): amine metabolic process
Molecular function (GO): primary methylamine oxidase activity; copper ion binding; quinone binding
Source: RefSeq, a predicted model, not a curated record
AAUGCUUUAUUUAAAGGGAAAAUAAGCUUAGCUUUCCACAAAGAGCCAUGGCUUCAACGUUUAAACCAAUGUUGCUCUUCAUACUCUUCUCAAUCAACACCUUCUCGCCGGCCUCAAGCCAUCAGCAGCACCCCCUAGACCCUCUAACCCCAUCUGAAUUCACCCUGGUCCGAACCAUAGUCAAGAAAUCAUACCCCGGCCCAAACACCUACAACCUAACCUUCCAGUACAUAGGUUUGGACGAGCCAGACAAACCCACCGUCCUCUCAUGGCUAUCAAACCCGGCCUCCAAACCCCUACCUCGCCGAGCCUUCAUCAUCACACGUGUGGAGAAACAAUCCCACGAGAUCGUGGUGGACUUAUCCACCCGUUCGAUAGUCUCCGAUAAAGUGCACAAUGGACAUGGCUACCCUUUGUUUACCUUCGCCGAACAAGUUUCUGCAACCGAAUUGGCACAAACAUACGAGCCAUUUCUUGAGUCCAUUAAGAAGAGGAAGCUGAAUUUAUCUGAUGUGACUUGCUCCACUUUUUCAAUUGGAUGGUUCGGGGAGGCGAAGAGUAAGAGGGUGUUGAAGCUACUUUGCUUCUAUAUAGAGGGGACAGUGAAUUUGUACGUGAGACCCUUGGAGGGAAUAACGUUGGUGGUUGAUCUGGAUGAGAUGAAGAUCGUUAAAUACUUCGAUAGGUUCAUUGUUCCGGUGCCAAAAGCUGAGGGAACAGAGUACCGGGCAUCCAAGCAGAAGCCUCCGUUCGGCCCCCGUUUAAAUGGUGCAGCCUUCGUGCAACCCAAUGGACCAGGGUUUAAAAUUGACGGGCACACUGUCAGUUGGGCCAACUGGGUGUUCCACCUAGGAUUCGACGUUCGAGCUGGCCCAAUAAUUUCUCUAGCGUCAAUACUAGACCUUGAGCAGCAGGCGUAUCGGCAGGUGCUAUACAGAGGAUUUAUAUCUGAGCUGUUUGUGCCUUACAUGGACCCAUCCGAGGAUUGGUACUACAAAACCUUCUUCGAUUCCGGCGAAUUUGGUUUCGGUCAAUCUGCGGUGUCGCUCAAGCCCUUCGCCGAUUGCCCUUCCAAUGCAGUAUUUUUGGACGCAUAUUAUGCCGCAUCAGAUGGCACGCCUGUGAAAACAUCAAACACCUUUUGUAUAUUCGAACGUUAUGCGGGAGACAUCAUGUGGCGUCACACAGAAUUGGGAAUUCCAAAUGAAAUUAUAACGGAGGUUAGGCCAGAGGUGAGCCUAGUUGUGAGGAUGGUCGCAACCGUCGGCAACUAUGACUACGUUCUUGAUUGGGAGUUCAAGCCAAGCGGCUCCAUUAAAUUCGGCGUUGGGCUAACGGGAGUGCUAGAAGUAAAGGGUGCAACAUACACUCACACAGAUCAGGUAAAGGAGGAUAUCCACGGCACCUUGUUAUCGGAAAACACUAUCGGCGUCUACCACGACCACUUUCUGACGUACCAUCUCGACCUCGACGUGGAUGGCAAAGACAACUCCUUCGUCAAGAACAAUUUGGAGACAAUCCGGGUGACAGACGGUAGCUCACCAAGGAAAAGUUAUUGGACGGUUGUGAGUGAAACGGCUAAAACCGAAUCCGAUGCUCGAAUUAAUCUGGUGUCGAAGCCGUCGGAGCUAGUAGUGGUGAAUCCCAACAAGAAAACCAAGAUCGGAAACAACGUCGGUUAUCGUUUGAUUCCAGGGCCAGUGACACACGCUCUCCUGUCGUACGAUGAUUAUCCACAAAUCCGGGGAGCCUUCACUAAUAAUGAUGUGUGGGUCACACCUUAUAACAAGUCAGAGAAAUGGGCCGGGGGACUGUUUACUGACCGGAGCCGAGGAGAUGAUACCUUAGCAGUUUGGAGCCUCCGGAAUAGGAAGAUUGAAAACGAGGAUAUAGUGAUGUGGUACACCAUUGGAUUUCAUCAUGUCCCUUCCCAGGAAGAUUUUCCAGUGAUGCCGACAUUGAGUGGUGGGUUUGAGCUCCGGCCGACCAAUUUCUUUGAGCGCAAUGCAGUCCUUAAAACAAGGGCUAUUAGCCGUGUACACUUGCCUAACUGCACCACCCGACCGUAGGAUUCUAUUCUAUGUUGCCGUGUUGUAAUUGAAGAUUAUCUUCACCACUUUCAAUCUGUAGCUGAUAAUAACAUGGAGAUUUCAUCAACUAUCCAUCAACGUUAUCUUUAUCGUUUUUGUCCUUUUAUCUUUUCCUUAUAAUCCUUACAAAUGUAAUAUCAUUACAAAAGAAAUAAAA